CAACAAUUUUCAAAACAAAAGCCUUGAUUUUCGCUGUUUUCAAAAGCUUAAAAAAAGUACUCUUGUAUGUAUGUAUAUUUCGCAACCUACGGAAAUUAUGGAAAAUUGCGGAAAAUUGCGAUACAAUCGAACUCCAAUUUUCAUACCUGGAAGAUGUGGAAAAAACGAAAUUUUAUAUCCGGGAGACCAAGCGGACGAUUGGGUUUGCGAUUGCCGGCCAGCCCACGUAUACUACCCGGCCGACUCUGCCUGCCAUCCGCUGUAUACGCAGGCAUACUGUCCGGCCGAUCACUACGUAGAAAUCCCUGCUGGCGAGAAAUUAGCUCGGUGUACCAAAAAUAACUGCGAAGAUAAGAAAAAGAUUCCUUUCCGAAGCAAUUGUGUCUUUCUGAACCGGAAUAACGAUAAAAUAUGCCCGAUUGUGCAGCGAAUCAAAUAUGUUGUAGGAGUUAACGAUAUAACACUGCAACUUGACUGUAUUUCAAGUGCUCCCUUGAAUCUGACUAGGAUCCCUGAAAAAAGAUUUUCCGAUGACUCCAUUGAAUUAACGGCCGACGGGAAAGUACUUUUCUUGAAAGCUGUUCCCUGUGCUCUAGGAUCUAAGGCUUACCUGAGUGGUCGUUGCAACAUUACGAUAGACAGCGAUGAUAGACAAUCAUCAGACGAUCACAAUCAAUCGAACACAAACUAGGUAGCUUAUUUUAAGAAAAUAGCGUGACGUUCAGUGAAAAAAAAAUCAAAUAAAUGUUUAGAAUAAAUUUCUUUCCAAUGAA
Messenger RNA from Uranotaenia lowii, 773 nucleotides. RefSeq lists its product as uncharacterized. Bases 71 to 691 code for a protein of 206 amino acids. The transcript has 3 exons. NCBI's taxonomy places the organism in Eukaryota, Metazoa, Arthropoda, Insecta, Diptera, Culicidae. The record is from RefSeq and is a predicted model, not a curated record.